Molecule: messenger RNA, 2882 nt
Organism: Ornithorhynchus anatinus (platypus)
Lineage: Eukaryota; Metazoa; Chordata; Mammalia; Monotremata; Ornithorhynchidae
Gene: SGMS1
Product: sphingomyelin synthase 1
Exons: 5
Coding region: 174-1415 (413 amino acids)
Biological process (GO): ceramide biosynthetic process; sphingomyelin biosynthetic process
Cellular component (GO): Golgi membrane; endoplasmic reticulum membrane
Molecular function (GO): sphingomyelin synthase activity; ceramide cholinephosphotransferase activity; protein binding
Source: RefSeq, a predicted model, not a curated record
AUCCUCAGCAAGUUGCAAAACUGGUCCACGCUCUACACCUGACAGGAUGGGUGAGGCCAGGAGAGGCCACCACCGCCUGCCCUGUAGGAACGGUGAUUGCUGACCUGCUUGGAGAAGAUCGAAGACCUCCCUCCCCUCCCCCGCUCCCCCCCCCAGAGUCGCCUGCCAGUACAAUGAAGGAAGUGGUGUAUUGGUCGCCCAAGAAGGUGACAGACUGGCUGAUGGAGAAUGCUAUGCCAGAAUACUGUGAGCCUCUAGAGCAUUUCACCGGCCAAGACCUGAUUGAUCUAAGUCCAGAGGAUUUCAAGAAGCCCCCUUUGUCGCGGGUCACCUCUGACAAUGGGCAGCGGCUGUUGGACAUGAUAGAAACGUUAAAGAUGGAGCACCAUAUCGAGGCACAUAAAAACGGGCAUGCCAAUGGACACCUCAGCAUUGGCACCAACAUCCCCUCCGGUGACGGUGGCUUCAGCGGUCAUGCGAAACCCAAUGGAAUGCCAAACGGAUUUAGGAAGGAGAUGAUCAAGAUCCCCAUGCCAGAGCCGGAGCGCUCCCAGUACCCUAUGGAGUGGGGGAAGACCCUUCUGGCUUUCCUUUAUGCACUUUGCUGCUUCGUCCUCACCACAGUGAUGAUCUCGGUCGUCCAUGAACGCGUGCCUCCCAAGGAGGUGCAGCCUCCCCUUCCGGACACGUUUUUUGACCAUUUUAACCGGGUGCAGUGGGCGUUUUCUAUUUGUGAAAUUAACGGCAUGAUCCUCGUAGGACUCUGGUUAAUUCAGUGGCUGCUCUUAAAAUACAAGUCUAUUAUUAGCAGAAGAUUUUUCUGCAUAGUUGGCACGCUCUACCUAUAUCGGUGUAUUACAAUGUAUGUAACUACACUCCCAGUACCUGGCAUGCAUUUCAACUGUUCUCCAAAGCUAUUUGGAGACUGGGAGGCCCAGCUGAGGAGGAUAAUGAAGAUGAUUGCUGGAGGGGGUCUGUCCAUCACAGGAUCCCACAAUAUGUGUGGGGACUAUCUCUACAGUGGUCAUACUGUCAUGUUAACCCUGACCUACUUAUUUAUCAAAGAGUAUUCACCUCGGAGACUCUGGUGGUAUCACUGGAUUUGCUGGAUUCUCAGCGUGGUUGGAAUCUUCUGUAUCCUCCUAGCUCAUGACCACUACACUGUGGACGUGGUGGUGGCUUAUUACAUCACUACAAGACUCUUCUGGUGGUACCACACAAUGGCCAAUCAGCAAGUGCUAAAAGACGCUUCCCAAACGAACCUCCUGGCCAGGGUAUGGUGGUACAGGCCCUUUCGGUACUUUGAAAAGAACGUCCAGGGCAUCGUACCUCGCUCGUACCACUGGCCGUUCCCCUGGCCUGCCGUCCACCUCAGUAGGCAGGUAAAAUACAGCCGCUUGGUGAGCGACACAUAACGGCUGUUCAAGAGGAACUGUCCAAAGUGCUAAUAACUCUGCGAGGAGAUGCCAUACGAUGAAAGCCUUCCUAGCCCUUUUAUCUUUGAAUAGUUACCUUGACUUAACCGAUUCAGUUACCUGGUCAGCACUGUGAUCUUUAUUUUUCUCCAAAGGACCUGCGUUGGACAACAAUAAAGAAAAUUGAACUUAUCAUGCACUGUAUCCAUUUGUUGUUAAUAGAUUUGGGAUUUUCAUGACCCAUGGCCAUGUUCCUUUGGAUAUGAGGCGACAGAAUAAACGUGAGCUUUUGUAAAUCAUAAGUUCUGGUCUUUCCAGUCACGUCUGGGAAUAAAGCGUAUUAUUUUCUUGGGAAAACAUACUUUUCAUAUCUCUUGCCCCAAAGAUUGGGCUGAAAGCCAUUUUCUAGCAAAUGUCUAUAUGAAGGUUUCUAAGUACCUGAAUGGGAUUCAAUUCAGAAAUCUUUCUACCUAUUGCACCAAUGUUGAAAUAAAAUGAUAGACACAGAAAGGUUUGGUAACUUUUGAUUUUGUAAAAUCAAAUAGUGACAGUGUCAAAAAGUGCAAAAAAAAUUAUAUAUAUAUAUAUAUAUUCUGUUGUAAAGUGAUUUUUCUAAGUAUUUCCUAACUUUAUUUUUCAAAAUGAUGUGUAUGAAACAAAAUUUAAAGAUUUUUAUGAGUCAGAGAGGAGAGGUAAAAUAAAAAGUGCUUCUCGGGAGAGAGAUUUGUCUAUGUUUCUAGUGCCUUUCUCGUCUUGAUUGUAUGGUCUGUAGGCGUCUUCAAUGUCUUUAUUUAAAACACAGUAUUCCAGGAAAUGAGCAUUCUAUGUAUACAUGACUACAUUUUGCAUUUAUAGCUCAAUUAAACCAGAAAUUUGCCUACCGUAUUAAAAUUGUGAUGACUUAAGGGAAGGGGGAACCAAAUAGAGAGAAGAGAUUGUCUUUUCAUCCCUGUAGCCAGUUGACAAUGACACGCUCUCAAUGAUCUAUGUGGCGUGUUUGGGAUCUGGAUUUUACUCUACCGUGAAAACAGCCAUCGGUACCCUUUUUUAAUUUUUUUUUUUUUUUUUUUGCUAAUGAUCACUUAAAACUUGAUCACGUUGAAAAAAUUAUCCAUAGUCAUGACUGUUUUGUUGGCAAAUGACAAGAAAAAAAUCUAUUUCUUUAGAAAUAUAUUUCUGCAAAAACUGCAUGGGACUUUUAAGUUUCAUUCCUACCAUACAUGUGUUUGGGGAAGAAUUCUAAACCUAUAUUUGCCAAUGGGCAGGACAAAAUAGUUUUUUAAGAAUGAAGAAAUAUAUAUAAAGAUAGAUAUAUAUAUAUACAUACAUACGUAUAUAUAUAUAUCCAUUCUGUAUUUUAUGUGCCGCAGAGUUAUCUUCUGUAGGGGUUUUUGUGUAUUCACAAGGUGAUCUUUGUAUUGUAAAACAAUAAUGGUGAAGGAAAAUAAAAAGGCUUUUAAAAAAUGA